AUGGCUCUCCGACCAUGGACUUUGCGUUUCCAAAACUGUCUUCCUUUCUCUCAAAAAUGGAUAUAUAGAUCGGUUCGAAGUUUGAGCGAGCAUACUAAGAACAUCCGUUACGAGAUCCGGCCCCUGAAGCGCGCCGACCUGCCUAGUUUGCACGCCCUCUUGGCCGAGAAUAAGUGGAAUAUGGAGAUGUCGUACCUGGAGUGUGUCUUCAACACCGACCCCUCAGGACUGACGGUCGUCGUCAAGGACAACGGAGAGCUCAUAGGUCAUAUCGGACUCCUUGCUCACGGCGACACCAUAGUGGGUGGCGGAUUGACCAUCAUAAAGGACGGGUAUCGUCAUUUAGGGAUUGGAAAACAUUUGUUUCAGGAACAAAUGAAAGCGAAGGGAGAUCGGAAUGGUUUCGGGAAUAUUUUAACCAAUCGGAUUUCGUUCUACGCCCCGUUCGGCUUAACUAUCAUGUCACACAUCUUCCAUUUCAACCAAGGACCUGUCGACCCAGAAUUCAUAGCAGACGUCCCAGAGGGAGACUUCGAGGUCGUCAGCGCACGUGACAUUAAGUUUGAUGACGUUAUUGCUUACGAUUCUGAAAUCCAUACGGUACCAAGACCAGUUUACAUCAGUAAUUGGGCCGAGCACCAGCUAGCCAACACUUACGUGGCCUUAAAGAGUGGACGUGUUGUUGGGUACGGAGUGGUACGUCCGUCUGAUGUAGGAUACAAGAUGCAUCCGCUCUAUGCGGAUGAUCCCAAGAUUGCCAAAGCUCUGUUCUGCAGACUCGCCUCGCAUAUUCCAACCGGACAGGUUAUGAACUUUUCUCAGCCUAUAGGAAAUGAGCAGGCCAAUGCAUUUGUAGUUGGUAACAAACUAACGUCGUACAUCUCCAUGACAAGAGUUUACGGCAAGUGGAACAUACCGGUGGACAUACAGAGGGUGUAUUCAGUUUCCACAACGGAGUUUUGCAUCAUUUAGAGAUAACAC
This is a messenger RNA of Magallana angulata, 981 nucleotides long. RefSeq lists its product as uncharacterized. Bases 1 to 972 code for a protein of 323 amino acids. Gene Ontology annotation, molecular function: acyltransferase activity, transferring groups other than amino-acyl groups. The transcript has 3 exons. The record is from RefSeq and is a predicted model, not a curated record. Lineage: Eukaryota; Metazoa; Mollusca; Bivalvia; Ostreida; Ostreidae.